Molecule: messenger RNA, 2159 nt
Organism: Ectocarpus siliculosus
Lineage: Eukaryota; Phaeophyceae; Ectocarpales; Ectocarpaceae
Source: the annotation of a GenBank genome assembly
GCAACCAGCACGGCACUUCAACAGAGCAAGGCAGAGGAAACUCAUCGACUACAGAACGAGGGAAGGGUAUCGAUAUAUAUAUAGAUACCGGCGGCAACGACCGAGAAAGAGCCUGGGGACGCGCGUGCGCAGCUUGUCCUACUGUACUUGCUCCGACAAAGUUGCGCACUUGAAGACUUUGUUCAACCAUGGCCGAGAUUUCUACCGAAGACGCCGUGGAGCAGCUGCACCAGAUGUUCGGCGACUACGACAAGACGGCCCUUGCUAAUGUUCUCGAGGCACACGGUGGGCACGUGGAGCGCACGGUGGAGCACCUACUCAGCAAUCCGCAAGCUGCUUCAGGAGGUGGAGGCGGCGGCGGCGGCGGCGGCGGUAGUGGUGGCGGUGGGGCUUCCCGCGGCACCGACCACGACGCGGCGUUGGCGCUGCAACUGUCCCGUGAGUGGUCGGACGAGCCGACCAACAUGCCCCCGCCGCCGGUGAGGCCGCAAGGGAUACCGACGCCGUAUGGCGUGGGCGGCGGUGGCGGUGGCGGUGGCGGUGGCGGUGGCGGAGGAGCUGGGGGCGUUUUGGCGGCCGAACGGGGCUCGAGCAUGGCGCAAUCAGCAGCAGGCGCAGCAGCGGCGGCCGCAUCACGAGGAGGCGGCGGGGGCGGUGGGGGUAGCGGCGAUCGAAGAGGCCGGCGUGUCGCGCUGCCAGAGCAGUUUCUGCGGACACCCGGCUGGACGGGCGGGGGCGCGGGCGAGGUGUCGAGCGAUCCGCAGGUAGCGGCGGACGCUAAGCUUGCCAUGAUGCUGCAGAAUGAAGCAUUUCAGCGCGAGCUCCAAUCGCACCCGGACUUGGCCUACCUGGGGAGGGGUUCACGAAGUGGCGAUAGCCGAGGGAAUGCGUUCGGCAUGGGUGGGGACGGACCGAGCAUUAAGGAGCAGAUGACCUCCAUGGGAAACGACAUCCGUCGCAAGGUGGACGAGUUGGCCGUGCGGUGGAAGAUGAAGGACCCCGGGCGGGCUGACCAGACCACGGAGUACAGCUCGGUGCCGCUGAUGAGCUCGGUCGAUGACGAUGCAGAUGACCAGGCUGAAGUCGUCCACUUCUCCCAGAACAACGCCACCCGCCGCAGUUCCUCGGGCGGCAGCGCCGCAGGCGUGGGGGUGUUUCGCGCCGAUUCCGCAGGGGAGGAGCAGCUAGCCGACCCCCGGCGUGCCAACAAGAAGGACCGGUAACGGCUCGGGGGCGAGCUUGUUCUUCUUUUUCGGCCCCGCUCCCUCGACUCGGGGCGUGCCUCUAACACGGGGUGGCCGAUUGUCCCAAGCCCUUCCGGGAACAGGCGGACCGGUAGAGGCAGAGCGUUCUUCGUUGGGCCUCCCUUCGUUCGGCGCUUUCUUGAAAUAUUUUGAGGGAGGGCAGAAGACUAUCGGUGCUGGUUUACUCAUCGUGUGUUGGUUUUUUGUUGCCGUGAGGUUGGUCGGAACGGCGGUUCCCGCGUUUUUGCGUUCGGAGUGGUGUAGGGAAUGGUGAUACAUGCACCCCCGUAGGGGGUGCGAGGCACUCCUGUACCCCCCCCUCCCCUUCCCCGACAUCGAGGGGGCUACCUCGCGACCCUGCGGCUGCUUUUGUUUGUGGCGUAUGGGGGCACUUGAUUUUGAAUCAACAUCGGGGAGCGCCACCGGUACAAUACGCUGUUCUGAAGAUGUUGCUUCGAUUUUUUCCUUCUGUUCUCGUUGAGGUCUCUGAUAGGGACGGUAGGGACUCUCGACUGCAAUGAUUUGGAUGGAUCCUCUGCACGGUAUCGGCAGACGGGUUGCAUCGGCGGCGCUUCACCUUGCUCAUGGUGUUGUUUCUUGGGCGUGGUGCUGUGUAAGCGUAUCCUGCCCUUUCGCAAAGGGUGUAUGUAGCACGACAGCACGGGAUUUUGUACGCUAUGGUUGUAGCUGUUUCCCCCCACCAGUCGUUGAGGCGGUGGCUGGUUGUGUUUUCGCGUCGUUUGACAGGGCUACUGUACUGCUGUGUUUGUUUUUUAUGAAGGACUUGUGUGUGAGAGGGAUACGCAUGGUGAAGUAGAGUAAUGUUCUGAAGUCUCACAGAAUGAGAAAAUACGUCGUAAUCGCGUUAGUCACCGUCCCGAUUUGUCUCGAAACAUAAGGCUUUAUUCACAUCCC